Messenger RNA from Candidula unifasciata, 918 nucleotides. NCBI's taxonomy places the organism in Eukaryota, Metazoa, Mollusca, Gastropoda, Stylommatophora, Geomitridae. The record is from the annotation of a GenBank genome assembly.
AUGCUGGCAGAAAUUAUGAGACAAAUUACCUAUAGUAAAUUUCUUCACCUGCGUGUUUUCCUAAUUAGGCGUUCGACCCGCAACCUUCUCAGGGGCUCUCAGACAAGACUGCCGUCAACAUCCUGUUUAUCAACAGAAGCAGCACCUGCAAGUGAGCAGCAUGAAGAAUUUGAUGACACUAACAACCAGGCUAGUGCCCAGUACGAUGGCUUGUAUCCAGGACACAUAAAGACAUCGCUGUUUCAGAAAUCGCUUCUGGCCCUGGGGUCGGGCAUUGCUUGUUUGUUGAACCCAGCGCGAGAUGACAUGAUCUGUACACUCGGGGAAACAACUGGACUCCCAGCCCUCAGGUACAUGCACAAGAAGAUGCAAGCUGACCCAGUGGGAAGGCAGAUUCUAGAAGACAGACCUGUGUUGAACACACAGACCCUUGAUGUGGACUAUCUAGGCAGACUUCCCGAUGGAACAUUUGGAAAAGCUUACUGGAAUUUCCUCAGUGCCAAUGGCUUCUCCCCGGAUGCUAGGAGACCUGUCAACUUUGUGGAUGAUGCUGAACUGAUGUAUGUGAUGCUGCGGUACCGGCAGUGCCAUGAUUUAGUGCACACAUUGCUGGGCAUGCCACCAAACAUGCUAGGUGAGGUGGCAGUCAAGUGGUUUGAAGCGAUACAGACUGGAUUACCACUGUGUGUUACUGCAGCCUUGUUUGGUCCGAUUCGACUGGGUCCAAAACACAGAGAAAAGUACAUCAAUAUCUACCUACCCUGGGCAAUCAGAUCUGGGUACAACUCCAAGUUCCUGAUGAAUGUCUACUUUGAAAAUAACUGGGAACAAGAUUUGGAGGAACUUCGAAGGGAACUCAACGUAGAACCUGCGCCAGUUCCCCUGAUUAUGACAGGCAAAAACACCAUGACAAAAUAA